AUGACGAAUAUUGACUCCCAUGUUCGUUCACGUUUUUCUAAGACACUAUCUAUUCCAAGUGCUUUGAAUGGACGUGCUUUCAUUGAUAUAGCCAAAUCAGGUAGUGGAAAAGUCAAUGCAUUUAUUUGGUCAGCUAUUGUUCAUAUGAUGACUCAAAUAAAACAUCAAGUUGAUGAUAUCACUAUUGUCUUAAUCUGUGCUCCUCAACGUGAAUUAGCUGAACAACUUCAUCUUGAAUAUAAACAAUAUGAAAAACCACGUAAUAUUAAUUCUGUAGGUGCAUUUGAUAGUGGAAAUAUGCAUGAACAAAUAAUGUCUUGUCACAAAGAAUGUGAAAUACUUGUUUGUGCACCUGAUAGUCUUAUUGAUUUAAUUAAGAGAAAACGGAAACCACAAGUUCGUUCAAUUGCUGAUCGUGUAAAUUCUGAUCAACAACGCUUAUUGCUUAAACGAAAUAUUCUUACGGAUCGUGUUCCAAUUGUUCAAGGUGAAGUUAGCGAAGGAAAAGUUCUAAUAUUUGUUACACAUAAAGAUAAUUUUACUGAUAAAUAUUUUCAAACGAAAUAA
Messenger RNA from Rotaria sp. Silwood1, 567 nucleotides. The record is from the annotation of a GenBank genome assembly. Lineage: Eukaryota; Metazoa; Rotifera; Eurotatoria; Philodinida; Philodinidae.